AUGAAGGUCGUUUCCCUAUCGGUAUUGCUACUGUGCACAGUAAGCAAUGUUCUAGGCGCUGUCACCCCUCACAGGGACCCUGAGAGAGCUGCAUCGCGGGAGAUAAAGAAACUGCAGAGGGAAUACCAAGAGUACAUCCUGGACACAGUCAAAACCCGCAAAACUGGAUGUACUCCACGGAAUAUGGUUUUCCGUCAAGAAUGGUAUCCCAGCGUGGGAUCCCUCUCCAAACGGUCACGUCUCGACUACAUCAGAGCAGUCAAAUGCCUCCAGAAGAAAGCUCCCCUGAGCUCGAAGCAGGAUGUCCCUGGUGCGAGGAGUCGCUACGAUGACUUCAGUGCUGUACACAUCGAGCAGACGCCCUAUGUUCAUUUUAGCGGCCUGUUUUUCCAUUUUCAUCGCUACUUGGUGUGGCGUUAUGAAAAAGCUCUUCGGGAGGAGUGUGGCUACCGUGGCGCGCAGCCGUACUGGGAUUGGACUCUCUCAUGGAAAGACCCGCGAAAAUCGACGGUCUUCGACGGGUCCCGAUAUUCGAUGGGAAGCAACGGCGAAACAAUCCCUCACGGACCUACCACCAUCUCGGCAUUCGGAAUCACCCUUGACAUCCCCCCCGGCACCGGCGGAGGAUGUGUCUACUCCGGGCCCUUCCAAGAUUACUCGGUGAACCUGGGCCCUGUUGCCUUUGAGCCGAAAGGCCCGAACAACGGGCUUGGCUAUAACCCACGCUGUCUGAUGCGAGAUCUCUCGCUUAAGUAUAGCAACCAGACCAGGCCCACCAACGUAUUGGCCACGUUGACCAGCGGCUGUGAAGAUCUCGGCUGCUUCGACACUGUACUUGAAGCCAUCGAUGGUAUCCAUGCUGGCGGCCACUUCUCGAUGGGCGGUCUCGGAAUCGACGCCUAUUCGAGCACUGGCGAUCCGGCAUUCUGGCUCCACCAUGCGCAGGUUGACCGCGUGUGGACAAUCUGGCAGAAUUUGGAUCCAAAGGCGAGGACGCACCAAGUGUUUGGCACGGGCACUGCUUUCAACGUCCCACCAAGUGAUAACAUAACUCUGGACACAAUGAUGGAAUACGGGGCUGUUGCGCCCAAGCAGCGAGUGGGUGAUAUGGGCUCAACCAUUGAUGGGCCGUUCUGCUACAUGUAUAUUUAG
This is a messenger RNA of Uncinocarpus reesii 1704, 1152 nucleotides long. RefSeq lists its product as uncharacterized. Gene Ontology annotation, molecular function: oxidoreductase activity. Bases 1 to 1152 code for a protein of 383 amino acids. The transcript has 4 exons. The record is from RefSeq and is a predicted model, not a curated record. Lineage: Eukaryota; Fungi; Ascomycota; Eurotiomycetes; Onygenales; Onygenaceae.